CAGUGUGACGGAGUGGAGGUGACAGUAGGCCAAGCAUUCCUGCAGGAAGAAGGCGCCCGGGUCACAGGGACACGGGCCCAGCGAUGGCUCAGAUCCAGGAGCUGCUGAGCCGGGAGCUAAAGGUCCAGCUGAGGGCCAGAGACACAGAGGAGAGAUCUCUGAACGUGAGGAUCUGUAUUGAGCUGCAGUCUUCUGCCGGUCUGAGCCAUAAAAAGGAUCUGGUGGUCCGGAUGACAGAUGACACAGAUCCAUUCUUUCUCUACAAUCUUGUGAUCUCUGAAGAGGAUUUUCAGAGUCUGAAGACUCAGCAGGGCCUCCUGGUUGACUUUUCUGCAUUUCCGCAGAAGUUUAUUGAUUUGCUCUAUCAGUGUAUCCAAGAGGAGCGGAAAGAGGUGCCAAGAUUCCUGCUGCAGCUGUCUCCUUCAGCCUCUGUCCUGGGCAAUUCCCCUGCUCAGCUGGAUAUUAUAGAGACAAAUCCGUUUAAGCAUCUGACACACCUUUCAUUACGACUUCUGCCAGCAAGUGACUUGGAAAUUAAGAGCUAUCUGGCCAACUGCUUACGAUGCAUUAAGGAAGAAAAACAUCUGCUACAGCAGACACUCAAAAAAACCGAGGAGGAUCUCAGUCGGCAGCUGACUUUCACUCAACAGAGCCUGUCUGAGAAGUGUCUGGAGUUGGAAAGGAUAAAGAGCGAGUCAUCAGCUAUGGCCACAGCAUUAACGAGCAAACACUCAGUGGAGCUGGCAAGCGAGAAGGAAAAUGCUCAGAAGACACGUACUCAGUUAGUACAGCAGUAUGAACAGCAGAGGAAGGAAUUGGAGAGCUCGCUCCAGAAGAAUACAGAGAUGAUGCAGAGCCGCCUCGCAGAACUGGAAACCUCCAACAAAGAGCUUCUAGAGAGGCGAUUCAAAGCAGAGUCAACCAUCCGUGAGCUCCGUGCCAAGUACCAAGGCCUAGAAGAGGAGUCCAAAAGGACUCAGCAGAAAGUUGUGGGGCUACAGAGAGAGAAUUCAGCUCUGGAUGCAGAAUGCCACGAGAAGGAGAAAGAAGCGAAUCGUCUACAGACGCGAUUAGCUGUUCUAGAACAGGAGCUUAAGGACAAAGAGCAGUUGUUGCUGAGAAGCAGUGAGGUCCUAAAAGCAACCCAGGAGCAAAAGGCCAGCCUUGAAACAAGUUCUGAGAAGAAGAGAGUCCAGAUUGGGAAGCUGGAGGCAACAAUAAAAUCAUUAUCCUCGGAGCUUCUUAAAGCAAAUGACAUAAUUAAAAAACUGCAGGGAGACCUGAGGAAUCUUAUGGGAAAGUUAAAGCUGAAGAACGCAGUGACUGUGCAGCAGGAGAAGCUCCUGGCAGAUAAGGAGAAGCAAAUUCAGGAGGAGCAGAAGCUGCGGCACGAAUCCGAAGAGACAUUGCACGUGAAAGAGGAAGAGGCCAACAAAUUGCAGGAGCGUCUUCAAGAAGCUGAGCAGAAGCUACAGGAAAGCAAGGAGCUGCUGAAGACCAACGAGAAUGUUAUCAACUGGCUGAACAAGCAGCUCAACGAGAACCAGUGUGCGGCCACUAAUCCCAUCAACGCUCCUUUCAGCACAGCCAUGCCUGCCCGCCAGCCGCCAGAAAAUAGGUUGGCUUUUCACGCUUCUCGGACGGCUUACCCGUUGUCUUCUUCGUACCCAGUUAAACCCAAUGUUUCAUCAACUGUGGGAUCCCACCAGUCCACGCUAGAAGCAGCCUACACGGUUCCAAAGGUUCAAUACAACAACCAAGUUCCCAAACCAAAUAUGCCAGGUGUUAUACCCCAAGGUCCUCCUGGAUUAGCCUCUAGUACAAACAAGGAGAAUGGAGAGAUAUCGGGUUUGGAUCUAAAGUACCUUAAAAAGCGAGAAGUUGGAUUUCCUUUACGGGGACUCAACCAGAAUCUACCGACAGCCAAAGCAACACAGACCAGGACAGGGGCUCUGCUUACCCAGUCUGCAUACUUCCCAGGACAAACAUCUUCUUCGUGAUGGAUAAAAAAAAAUCCUAGGUGAUUAAUGUUCUGGCUCCCGGCACAUAU
Messenger RNA from Spea bombifrons (plains spadefoot toad), 2050 nucleotides. It is a transcript of the gene SASS6, whose product is annotated as SAS-6 centriolar assembly protein. Bases 84 to 2000 code for a protein of 638 amino acids. Gene Ontology annotation, cellular component: centriole; centrosome. Lineage: Eukaryota; Metazoa; Chordata; Amphibia; Anura; Pelobatidae. Gene Ontology annotation, biological process: centriole replication. The record is from RefSeq and is a predicted model, not a curated record. The transcript is spliced from 17 exons.